GCGAGGGAGGGACAGGGAACGGGAUUACUUGGUUGCAACAGCUGAGAAGUUGACACUCCUCCCGCAGCGGCAGCUGUGCUACGCCAGUCAGCCUUGGCCAAACCCAUGGGCCGAAGAGACGCGAGAACCUCCCAGACUCCGGAGUACUGGACAGCCUUUUGUGGAGCAAAAUAACAUCGGCGUAUUUCAGAGACCCCGUGUAGAAGUGCACCGGUAAUGUCGUCAGGAUUACAAGUUUGAGGAUUGGGAAGGGGAAGAGUUGAAGACAAAAGUGCACGGAGCUCCCCAGAGGGAGAGAGAAGCAGCCACCGGGCGGGCGCCCGUGCUUGGAGAAGUGGAUUGGAAGCUCGGUUAGUAAAUGAAGCUGCUCACUUUGAUGCUUCUUACUGCACUGGAUUGAUAAGAGCCAGGGAAAUGUUUUCAAGGGGAAACAUUUCACCUCGUUCUAUGAAAACAAGAAACGAUUGAACUCCUUUGCGAAAUAUGCGAUCCCCGGUGUAUAAGGAUGGGGAGUGAAGUUGGUCUACCUGUUGUUUGGCUCGGUCUUUAAAGUCUUGUUUCUGACCAGGUUGUCUCUGCUCAUCCCCGACGGAUCUCAGAACUUUUGAUGAAAAUAUUUCGGAAGACGCCAGUCUGUGGUUUGGAGCUUUGUGCUUGUUUGCCGUCUCCCUGCAUUUGCUUCCCUGUCCAUUGUUUGGGCUGAGCUGGUAGCGUGGGACUAAACAUGGAGAGGUGUGGGCUAUCCGGCAGCGGCCUCCUCCUGGUCCUUGGCGCUUUCGUGUCGGCUCCAGCCCCCGCCAGUGCCAGCGGUGAGUAUUGCCACGGAUGGCUGGACUCCCAGGGGAGCUGGCACGGGGGCUUCCAGUGUCCGGAGCGCUUCGAUUCCAGCUCGGCUACCAUCUGCUGCGGCUCUUGUUCCCUGCGCUACUGCUGCUCCAGCACCGAAGCCAGGCUUGACCAGGGCCACUGUGACAACGACCAGCCGGUGGGCGGCCGCGAUGACCAAAGUGGCAGUGAGGGCAGAGACAGCAGCAACUCCUCGGCAGUGCCGAUCUACGUGCCUUUCCUCAUUGUUGGCUCUGUGUUUGUGGCCUUUAUCAUCAUAGGCUCGUUCGUGGCAGCCUGCUGCUGCAAGUGCCUGAAACCCAAACAGGAGCCACAGCAGAGCCGAGCCCCGGCAGGAAGCCGCCUGAUGGAAUCUAUCCCAAUGAUCUCAAGCUCUGGCAAUCCCAGAGGCUCCUCAUCCCGGCAAUCCAGCACUGCUGCCAGCUCCAGCUCCAGUGCCAACUCUGGGGCCCGCGGUCCCCCUCCAAGAACGCAGACAAACUGCUGUCCACCAGCAGAAGGGGCAAUGAAUAACGUAUACUUGAACAUGCCACCCAAUUUCUCAGUGAUAAGUUGCCAGCAGGCUCCACAGAUGUUGCCACACCAAGCUCAGUUUUUACACCCUCAGUACCUGGGCUUUGCAGUUCAACACGACUCUUUAGCAAUGACCCCCACGCCUCCUUUCAUGGAUGGGCUGCAGAACAGUUACCGUCAAAUGCAGACGCCCUUCCCUCAUGGCAGCACUAAUACGGAACAGAUGGUGUAUACAACAGUAACUGUAUAGAAAGAUACUAAUGUAUUUUUUAUAUAUACCUGCAAUGUGGAUGUUAUCUAUUUGAAAUAGAACACGGGUUGAGACUUUUGUAAGCAAUUUGUUUAAUUCUCUCAGUUGAGACCUUAAAAAAAUUCUUAAGAAGUGUGUGUGAUAAAGGUGUUGUCGAUUCCUCUUGAUUCUCCUGGGUGCUUAAGGCAGCUAAUUUGAUACUUCUCACAUUACCUGGUUGUUAGAGCUGCGACAGGCAAUGAUCCUUUAAGCUCUGGAUGGUUUCUGUUGCUCAAAUGUCAUUGUUGGAAGUAGUGGAUGACCAGGACUAUAGAAUGCGCCACAUGUUGUGAAUACAGACAUAUUGCCCACUGAUAACUUCUAUCCCACUGGAAAUUGUAGAUGUACAUGGUCAAUACUGUCUCCUUGAUAGUUACAUAAGUUUAUGUAGUCAAUCCUGUUCCAUUGAUUUCUGCUGCGAGGAUAUGUGGCAGCUAGUGUUACUGCUUUGUUGAUCACUAGGUAGAGUUUGGAUUGUGUUUGGUCUGUAAGAUAUUAUUCUGAUGGUCAUUACGUUAGGCAAGUGCUAUGAUAAGUGCCCACUAAAUGAAAACAAGUCUGUAUCAUAAAAUUAUGCACUUCUCAUUUAGGAUCUCCUACACAAUCUGGUUACAACUGUGUUCUACUCAAAAAUGAAGAAAAAACUAUUCCUAAUAAGAAUAAAAAUACAGCCAGGGUUCACUACAUUUGUUGAACAGAAGCAUGAUUAAUUCCAAAAAAACUGCGGCAAAAUUCAAUGAAUUGUGAGAUGCCACAAUUUUUACUGGGUAGUUUGUCAAAAGUUGGUCUCAUAAUUUAUAAAAUGGGGUCUUCGUUACAACAAAGGAAAAUCACAGUAGUUAUCGGGCAAAUUUUGAUAAAUGCUAUCUGUCUAGUGACAGUGGAAAUUCCCAUUAUCUUUCAUCAAAGUCCUCACCUAAUAAGCAGCGUAAUUUUUGAGGGUUCACAACUUUUCAUUACAUAAAUAUAGUCCAAAAUUCUCAUCAAAUUAUUUAAAACAAUUCUAAAAUCACCAUCACAAAUUUGAAAGAAUUUGGAACUGCACUAUAAGGGUCGUAACAUGCAUACACUUUGAUGUUUGAGGGACAUGUACAGUCUCUGUGAAGGAAUAUCUUGUUUGUUGUUUUGCCGUGCCAUAUAAAUCGGAGGGUUGCUGGGCAGCACGGUUCCCGGGGCCAGAAGGAACCAUUCCACACUGUACCUCAAUAAAUAAAUAAACGAUAACACAUGCAUAUCUUCAAAUUUGCAAUUUCUUCCAAAUUUUGCAACAAAAUAUUAUUUAAAUUUAUUUAAUGCUGAACCAAUGUAGACUGUAGCUCAGUUCAUAGCACUCUCUCCUGUGAUUUAAAAGAUUGUCAGCUCAAGUCUUCCUCCAGAGACUUGAGCAUAUUUCACAGUCACAGUCCAGUGAGGCAACGCUGUUGUAAAUGUUGUCUUUUAGAUGAGGUGAAGUGAAAGUAUAUAUGGCGUUAUUUUAAAGUGCAGGGUAGUAAUCUCCAGUGACUUGUUCAAUAUCUAUUCCUCAAUCAAUAUCUUGCUGAUUUUAGGAACUUGCUGUGAGAAAAUUGGCUGCUGAAUUUCAAAUGUUACAAUGGUGACUAUACAUCAAAGUCAGAGUCAGAGCACAGACACAGGCCCUUCAUCCCAAUGAGUGCGUGGUUCCAGUGUCCUUCCUUCAUCCUGAUGAAUCCGUGGUUCCUAUUUCCUCCUUUCAGCCCGAUGAAUCCGUGGUUCCAAUUUCCUCCCUUCAGCCCAUGUCCCACUGAGUUCUGCACCUCCAUCUAUCCAUCUAAGUGCUUCAUAAAUGAGCAUUAGCUCAUUGGUUUUCAAUAGUUAAUUGUUUUGAAAGACAUUGGGACAUCUGGAAAUCCAUACAACACUAGGCAUCUUUUAGUUCCUUGAAGGAUUGCAUUUAGAUAUUAAUGUCAUCGAUCAAAAGUUUUUUUUUAAUAAAAUUAAUUCAGGGUUGUGAGAUCAACUGUUGUUGUUUAUGAAGGUGUAUAAUAAAAUUCUUU
Molecule: messenger RNA, 3663 nt
Organism: Mobula hypostoma (lesser devil ray)
Lineage: Eukaryota; Metazoa; Chordata; Chondrichthyes; Myliobatiformes; Myliobatidae
Product: protein shisa-2 homolog
Exons: 2
Coding region: 725-1609 (294 amino acids)
Source: RefSeq, a predicted model, not a curated record